GUCUUCCAAGGAAAGGUUCCUUCAUCUAUGGUCUGUUUCAAGCAUACAGUAUAUACUUAAAAGAGUGAGAUCAUUUCUCUCCGGCAUUUGACCACCACAGAGCUAGUGCAAUGUCUACUGGCUCAGUCAGUGAUACUGAGGACAUUCAAGAGUUGGUUAUUCAUGGAUUGGAUCUUCACUACAGGAGCUCCGGACGGGAUGGGUCUGCUAAAGUUUUGUACAAUUCCGCAGAAAAUUCGGAAAACGAGUCCGGUACAGACUGCGGCAACAGCGCCAUGAAGAAAAAACGGGGCAGACUGGGACCCAGUAAAAGCCAGAUUUCCAAAAGCCACAAGGAUUGUAAGCAGUCUCAGAGAAACGCAGCCAAUGCGAGGGAGAGAGCGAGGAUGCGGGUGCUCAGCAAAGCCUUUUCACGGUUGAAAACCAGUCUGCCCUGGGUACCACCAGACACAAAACUCUCUAAACUGGACACGCUUCGACUGGCCUCAAGCUACAUCGCACAUCUCAGACAGCUCCUGCAAGAAGACAGGUAUGAGAACAGCUUCGUGCAUCCUGUAAGCUUGACGUGGCCAUUUGUGGUCUCGGGGAGACCGGACUCGGACUCGAAAGAUGUUCCCCCUGUAUCCAGACUGUGUGGGGCUACGGCAUAGAGAAUCUUCACUGUUUCCUUGUGAUGUUCGAGUUUAUAUUUGCAGACUUUUAUCUGGCUGAACAAUAGCACUAACGGUUAAUCUUUUAUUAUUACUUUCUGGAGCACUUACUUUGAAGUUUCUUGUAAGACAUUAAAGUUUAUGCACUGUGGAACGUCUUCGUCAUUAACAAUAAAUCUGAAGAUUAGAAUCUAGGAUUGUCUUCUUCAAAGAAGUUAUGAGAUGGAGCAACAGCUGGACUUUUUUAAAGUGACUAAAAUUGUAGCAAUGUUUUAACAAUAAUUUUAUUGUAAAAAAGCUUUUUUGUUUUACUCCAAUGUACAGUAGUAUUACAUGUUUGAGUACUGAAAAUCUAUAUAAUUCUACUUAAAUAUAAUGUACUGUAUAUAAUUAUAUGCAUUCUAUGUUGCAUUGGGGAGUGAGAUUUGCGUGUAGUGUAAGGGGUUGACUAGGGGAGAUAUCACCCUGCUUGUACACACAUUAUACCUUUAUCAUUUAUUUUCUAUCUGGAGGGUAUGCAGAUAUGAUAUAUGCUGUGUGUAAUUUAACAAAUUACUUCUGCUAUAACUUUCCUGUUUUGUGUUUUUGUUGGCUGUUUUCUUUUCCUAGCAAAAUGAAGUCCUGUCAGCACUUUAUGAAGCACUCAAAGUUACGACUGCAUCUGUAAUUUUGAUUGAAUGUACAGUAAUUACACAAUGUCAAUUUUCUGCAUUUACAGUAAUAUGCAGGUUGCCUACAAGCAAACCCAAAGCUAAAAUGUUUCUCUGUGUGAUGCUGGAUAAAUUUAGAUUGGCGGAUAUUUGGUGGAUACGUCAGGGUAAGGGUGUCGUUGUGCUUCAGUUAGUGUAGGGGUCUCCAACUCUGGUGAUAGAGAGCUGCAGUAUCUUCUGGUUUUUAUUCCAGUCAAGCUUUGAAUGAAAUUGAUCAGUUACAGUACCUAAUUACAGUAGGUGCUUUACAUGACUCUGUUUAUGAACCUUUAAAUGAGCAGUACUGUGGUUCUCCAGUACCAGGGCUGCAGACCCCUGAGUUAAUAUACUGUAAGGUGUUGUUAGACGUGCUCAGUUUGUUGAGUCCUGAGUGAAACAAAGUAAACUUUGAUUGAUCAAAAUGCACUUGGUUAACAAUCUACAGUAUAGCAUUUUGUUUGCCCAAAUCCAGUCAUUGGUAUUAGAUAUUCAGAGAAUUCUAAACUUCACUGGCUGGAAAUCACUUUUCAAAAUAUCAUGUUAAUAAAACCUACCCUUCCCCAUUUCAGACUGCCAUAGAAAAAUCCUUGCAAUAUCAUAGUCAGCCCCAAACGCAACUGUUUUAAGAGCUGUUGAUUUAUUUUAAUAAAUCAUUUAAAAAAAUGGGCCACCGUCUGAAAACCUUUGCUAUUUUGAUAGUUUCAUAUUAGAUAAGUUCCGCACACAAUAUUGAAACAAAACUACUGUACUUUAACUAAGGAAGUUUUAAUGUUCUCUUUCUUCUGGGGUUGUGCCAUAGUUCCAGAUAUUCCCAAGGUGAAGGGUCUCAAGCAAUUAAAAAUACUUCAGUUUUCUUUUCAACAAGACAUUGGAACAAGGCAGCUGUUAAACAGUUCAGCCCCCACAGUACUGUCUCCAGGGACAGUUCAAGUAGUUUAGAUUUUUUAACAGAGACAUUUUUUUCUUGUUUGUAUUGAAGUACAUAUGAUCCAUCUUUUGGUUCAUUACAAAUUCUAAUUAUUUUUCACAAAUCCUGACUGUAUUUUCAAUUCCAUUUAUAAAUAUAUAUUUCCUGUAUUAUUCCACACAUUUUUGUUUUUUUGUUUUAUUUACUAACACUAAUGUAGACUGUAACAUCAUUCUUUCCCUGUCUUUUUUCCAUAUGCUUAAAAUAAGACAUCUGAAAAAAUGCAUGAGGUAUUAUGUAAUAAUAUGACCUUUUUACGCCCUCUUCUUUUUUUUUUUUAGAAAAAGCAUCGGUAUCAAAGAUUUCUGAA
This is a messenger RNA of Lepisosteus oculatus (spotted gar), 2616 nucleotides long. RefSeq names its product musculin (gene msc). Gene Ontology annotation, molecular function: RNA polymerase II transcription regulatory region sequence-specific DNA binding; protein dimerization activity; DNA-binding transcription factor activity, RNA polymerase II-specific. Gene Ontology annotation, biological process: skeletal muscle tissue development; regulation of transcription by RNA polymerase II. Lineage: Eukaryota; Metazoa; Chordata; Actinopteri; Semionotiformes; Lepisosteidae. The record is from RefSeq and is a predicted model, not a curated record.